UGUCCAUUUGUUUGACAGUAAUACUUAUUUCUAUAUUUCACCGUACAGGUUUCCAUCUAUUGAAUAAAUAAAAAUCGGACUUCGUACUUUGUUUCAAUAAUAGUCAAACCUUUGUGUUGUUCUACCAAAACACGCCUAACUGCCUAAAAAAAUGAAUAUCAACAACUCGCAACAGAAAACAACAGUGGCGACUAAGAGACUUCGAAGACAACAGCGACGACGCCGCUCUGUCUCUCACAAAACAAAACACAAACGAAAAAGGACAUCAGUACAGACAACACACAGCGCGCACACACACACAACCACUUAUGCCUGUAAAUAAGAAGGGGUUGUAUGUGCGCCCAAAAGCGCGCUGCAGCAGCUGAUAUCGUUGAAUGGUUGUUUUUGCCGCUACAGUGGGUUGGCAGGGUGGCGCAGUGUUGAAAGGCAGCAAGCAAACAAGCAAUAACCGUUAGAUAUUAUAUACAUAGACGUGUGUGUGUGUGUACACAGAGCGCCGUGCCGGCAGAGUUGCGCUCAGCAGAAAUAGAAUGACAGCUGUGCCAAAGCUAAAACGGCGGCGAGAGUUGGCAUGUAAGCAGCGAGCGAAUAUCAACGAACGGCCAAGCCGAGCAUUGAACGGCAAAUAAAAGUCUCUGUAGCUGAAGGAAAAUUCAGUUAGAAAGUUACGUGAAAAGUCGCCACAUCGGCAAGCAUUAAGUUCGCGUUGCACGCAUUUACUGCAAAAAAUAUCCUGUGCGCUGUUGUAGCAAUAAAAAAAAUUAAAUUGCAGUGUGAAAAGCUAAAUUUUGCAAAACCUUAACACGCCGUGUGCAUAGUAAAACGGACGGAAAAUGAAAAGUUGAAAACAUAUAAAGGCGAAAGUCGAAAGAGUCUACCUUGAAAAUUCUAAAGCACAUCCUUAAGUGAGUGAUAAAAGUGUACGAGUAUGUAUGCAUGUACGACAAGAAAAUUACACGCAUACACCUAAACGUAUGUAUGUACAUGCACAUGCACGCAAACAACGCAACAACGAGCACGCACAUAUCGCUGUGUAUACUUUGAAAUAGCAAACAAAAAACUACUUAGAAAUGAAAAGCAUUCUGUAAAUGUCGUUGACGAGACGAGGCGGCGGUUGAGAAGUGCCUUCCAAAGCGGUUCGACAACGAGCUAAAGAACCACACGCUCAGCGGAUAACAGACAAAAAAUGCGUCGCCCGAAAUUUUCGUUAAAGAAAUAUUUUUAUUUCACACUCUUUUGUGCGCUACUGCUGAUAUUCGGAUUCAAUUUGCGUGAACAUGAAAUUUGGAAAUCGAAAAGCACAGCACCACAAGCACAAGCGCGUUCACCAGACGAACAAGCAGCGCAACCUUAUACGGACAGCUCCAUCACUGUUGCGUCGAACGAUGAGACAGCAGCGCUGAGGGCACACGUCGACGACUCGGGCGAAGCGCCUGCGCUUAGCACCAACAACGCGCCACCCAUAGACGCUGUAAAUAAUGAACUGAGCGAACAACAACAGCAACAACACUUGCAUCCAGGACAGGUGCCAUUGGAAAAUACCGCUGCACAUCCUUGGUUCUUCCGGCAAGGUGAGUACUAUCCGAAGCCAGCGCACGCUGCGCCUACACGUACAGGGCAGGGUAAACGUGGCAGUUAUGGCGGCGGUGGUGACGCAGGCGGUAGUUUGGUGCGUGGCAAGAAGCAUGAUCCACGCGGUGCUGGACUCUUCCCCUAUCAAAACCCGCACAGUGAUCGCAUAGUCAAUCAAUUGAUGUAUGUGCCGCCGAACUAUGAGAAGGUGCGCGCUAGUGGACGACUGAAAAUCAUACUGCUCUACAAUGGACUCGGUCCAUGGAAUGUAAAGCAAGGUCGUGAUGUCUUCCUACGCUCGAAGUGUCCGGUGGAUACCUGCGAACUGACAUCGAAUCGUGGUCUCGCCGACAAAGCCGAUAUGAUACUCUAUAAGGAUCAUUUCAUACCGACUGGCCUGGGGCGACCAGCGAAUCCACAGCAGGUUAGCAUGUUGUAUUAUUUGGAAUGUCCAUAUCAUACGCAAAAUGUGAAAGUACCAGACGCCAUUAAUUGGACGGCCACCUACAGGCGUGACAGCGACAUUGUGGCGCCUUAUGAGAAAUGGGUCUACUAUGACUCGAAAAUCAACCAAGUGGAGCAGGAUCACAAUUAUGCCAUGAAUAAAACGAAAAAAGUCGCUUGGUUCGUGUCAAAUUGUGGCGCACGCAAUGGACGCUUGCAAUUCGCGCAUGAAUUGCAGAAAUAUAUAGAUGUUGACAUCUACGGCGUUUGCGGCAAUUACAAAUGUUCGCGCAACACCGCCGACAAAUGUUUCGAGCUACUCGAUCACGAAUACAAAUUUUACCUCGCCUUCGAGAAUUCCAAUUGCAAAGACUACAUCACCGAAAAGUUCUUCGUCAACGCACUGCAACGCAAUAUUUUACCAAUUGUAAUGGGUGCACGUCCGGAGGAUUAUGAGGUGAGCUCACCACAUCGUUCCUACAUCCAUGUCGAUGAAUUCGCCUCGCCCAAAGAAUUAGCCGAAUACUUGCACAUACUCGACAAAGACGACGAACUCUACAAUUCGUAUUUCAAAUGGAAGGGCACCGGUGAGUUUAUCAACACGUACUAUUGGUGUCGCGUUUGUGCCGCACUGCAUGACGAGGAGUCAUUACGUAAGCCGCGCUGGUACACGGACGUAAACGAUUGGUGGCGCGGCGCCGGCGUCUGCACCAACGGUUCGUGGCGUAAUUUUAAGGCGCGCAAGGAUGUCAUACGCGACGAUUAGUGGCGACUGCCGUUGGGUUAUUGGCUGGCAAUUGCAGGCAUUGUUAUUGAAUAUGUUAAGUAAUAGUUUAAGCCAUCUUUAUAACAACACAAUACAAUACAAAAACAAACACAACAACACAAAAAAAAACAAAGUAAAUAAUAAUGAAUUGCUUAGUGGAUUGAAUGUGGAAAGCGGUUUGGAACAGUGUGAAUGGUUAUACACAUGCAUAUGUAUAUGCAUGCGUAUGUGUGUGUGCGUGAGAGAAUGAGUGUUUGUUAGUGUGACGCACAAUUCGAUGAGGUUAGACUCAGCAGCAGCGGCUAGUGGUUUCUGGCAAUAGUCAGCUGUUGACAGGAAGCUAACCGCUAAAACAAAAAACACAGCCACAUGAAAUACACGAACAUACAUAAAUAUACAUAAACAUACAAAAUUUAUAGAAACAAAGGUUAAAAUAGGAAAAAAGACAAGUUAGCUGCAUCCGCACCGAAGCUAUAAUACCCUUCACAGGUAUAUUUCGUAUAGCAUGAAGGGUAUAACACGAUCUCUAUAUUGAUUUUGAACGGUCAGUUUGUAUGGAAACACAGGGUUUGUCCGGAAAGUAAUAGGACUCUGCUGUCGAUUCAAAAGUAUUUAUUGAACCAAUAGUUACAAUUCUUUAAAAAUUUUCAAAAUAAGCUCCUUCUGCGUCGAUGCAGCUGCCAGUGCGUUGAAGCAUUGAAAGCAUUGAAAGCGUCACAGAAGGCAUUCUCUAGAGUAACCUUGAGAGCCGAGGAUGCUUGGAUCCCCUCUGUCGUCUCAAAAUGCUUGACUAUCAUCGGCCUUAUCAGGCCAGGAAAGUAAAAAGUCAGAGGGGACCACAUCCGGGCUGUAGGGCGGCAUCAGAAGCGGUGGUAUGCGGCCUUCGUUAGGUAGCUAUUCACAAAGAAAGGCGGUGUGAGGCGAGGCGUUAUCGUAGUGCUGCUUCCAAUCGGUUGCGAUGUCUUGUCAGACCCGAUUGACUCUUCGUUUAAGUCUCUUGAGGACUUCUAGGUAAAACUUGGUGUUGACGAUUUGUACAGGAGGAACAAAUUCAUGGUGGACGCUGCCUUUGAUGUCAAAGAAACAAUAUGCAUCAUUUUCACUUUUGAUUUGCUCAUUCUUCCGAUCUUCAUCAACGACCUCUUGCCAGCCCUCCAAAAAGGCCUGGUGCCACCGAAACACACCGCUUCUUGCUAAAACAACAACUGGUUAAGCCUGCUUGAUCAUAUCAAACGUCUCUGUCGCAGAUUUACCGAAAAUUGAAUCGCGUACUUCUGCUCUAACGCACGCUGCAUUGUCGGCUUGCACCAUCCACAGAAACACGUUGCGCGAAUAUGUUUGUCCUGACUCUCCAGGUGCUCGCAGAAAGCUGACCAGCCGAUCGUCCGUAAGCUAGGAAGGCCCUCUACCGAAUCCAGCCGGUGCGCGCACCCGUACGUUUCGAAGUACAGUCGCGGUGGAAGAAAAUCAGUCCUAUUACUUUCCGGACAAACCCUGUAUAUACAUAUACAGAAAGACAGGCGGAAUUGGUUAAAUCGACAUAGUUCAUCAUGUUGACUAUUUAUAGUAUAUCUAUGUAUUAUAUAUACUUUAUAGGGUGUCCUGCUGUGUGUUACAAACUUCAUGGCGUACUUAAUAUACCCUGUGCGGGGUAUAAAAACAACAACUUGCUUACUUGCAUUCGAUAAAGAGAGCAUGAAGAUUGUAUACAGUAGCUAUAGCGAUUAAAAUAAAAAUUUGUAGCAACAUUUUUGUAUAUAUACAUGUAUGUGUAUGUGUACUUAGUUAUGCGCUUAUGGGAAAAAUAACGGUAAACAUUAUUGAGUAGUAGCAAACGCGUAAUUUGCAAUUUUCGGUUAAUUAAUUUUAAUUUUUUUUAAGAGAAGAAAUUUCAUAAAUGAUUUACAUAACACAUUAAGCCAAAUUACAUGCAUAGAUGCAUUUGAUAGCACCCACACAUGCAUACGCAUAUAUGUAUGUACCUAUGUAUGCACACACGAAUGUCUGUUGGCGCUUUUUUUACCCAUAACAACAACAUUUGUGGCGAUUUUGCUGAAAUUCGAAAUUUUACUAAACGAAAUCGCGCACAAAACUAUACAUAUACACACAUACAUACAUACAUUAACACACAUAUACAUAUACAUAUAUAAGUUCGGUGUAUUUAGCUUGUAAGCAAAUUGUACGCUAAGUUAGGCAAUUUUUUUAUAGAUGUGCGUAAGUAAGGAAAACAAAUAUCUGAAUUACACAAUAGCAAUAUGUAUUUGUAAAAUAUAUAUAAAUAUACAUACAUACAUACAUUUAGGAUAAGUGUAAAUGCACAUACAUAACAUAUGUACAUAGCUAUGCACAUAUAGUAUAUUGCAACAAAUAUACAUACACAUUUGUGCAUAUGUUUUUGUGUUAGCGAGCAUUGCAAACGUAUCAUACGAAGGUCGUGAAAUUCAACAACAAAAAUAAAAACAAAAACAAAGCAAAGAAAAUCAGGAACAAAAAUUCAAAAUUUCUGAAAACUGCGUUAAUUUUUAAGUGAGCAUAAGAUAAUUUUUACAUUUAUACUUAAAAAUUACAAAUACCGCCACCAAAUUUUAACUUAAACACAUACAAAACACACACACACACACAUAUACAUUAAUAAGUUGUAUUAGUUUGUAGGCAAGGUGUGAGUGCGGAAAAAGGUGUGUGAAUGUUAUUUUGCGUGCGAAGUAGUUUGCGCUUGCGUGAAUAUGUAUGUGUGCAUAUGAAUCUUCCAACGAGAAAUAAUACCCAGUUCCAUGUACAACAAUUACAAAGCAGCAAUAACGGUAAUUGUCGCAUUUAUUUUUGUUUUUCAGUUUCAAUUAAAAAAUUAAUAGAAAAGUGAAUUCACUGAGUCUAAUUAUUUGAAAUCUUCAACCUUUUAAGUGCACUCAAAAACUGCUUUAUCAGGCAUUAUGGCCACA
Molecule: messenger RNA, 5721 nt
Organism: Bactrocera dorsalis (oriental fruit fly)
Lineage: Eukaryota; Metazoa; Arthropoda; Insecta; Diptera; Tephritidae
Gene: FucTA
Product: glycoprotein 3-alpha-L-fucosyltransferase A
Exons: 7
Coding region: 1187-2782 (531 amino acids)
Cellular component (GO): membrane
Molecular function (GO): alpha-(1->3)-fucosyltransferase activity
Source: RefSeq, a predicted model, not a curated record